CGAACCGGGCUCGUCGUCCUCGCAUAAAAAUUCACGAACAUUAUCUCACUCUGUUUUUUUCCCAAACUUCUUCGCGCCCUAUCUCCGGUGGCUUUUUUUCCUUCCAAUCUCCCGAGUCGCUCUUCAGUUUCUCAUGUCAUCUCCUCUUCUCCAUCCUCCUUGCUUCUCUUCAUCAUCUCACCUCUCAUUUCCUCGCAGCGCCGCCGGCUUCUCUCCCACGCUUCUUCGCCACGCUGGAUGCUACCAAGCGUCGUUUCUGUUCCACCAGUGCAGGGUUAAGCAUAGGGAAUAUGAUACCAAAAACAUUAGAUGUAUGACAUAUAGCUCCAAAUUGGCAAUGAUCAAAGACUCUGAUUCCACUAGUCUUGAAAUGUUGAUAAAGGAACCACAUAAGUACUUUGAUCAUGUUAACAUUUCUGUUCGUUCUGGAGAUGGUGGACAUGGUGCAGUGCUUUGCUUGCCAACGCAGAGAACUAGUUCUAAGUCAAAAGGAAAAGAUGAUCAAGAUAAAAGUAAAAAAGGUUCAUUUAAAAGGGAUUCAAAUGGAUCACUAAUCUUACCAAUGGGUGGACAUGGGGGGGAUGUAUUCCUAUAUGCUGAUGAAAGCACAGAAACUCUUUUGGAAUUUCACAAGAAGAAGAGAUAUAAUGCAAAACGAGGAGGAAAUGUUGAUGCCAUGGGCAUGCUGACUUCAGUGUUACAUGACGGAUUUGUGGCACCAUCAUUGAGAAUUCCCGUUCCUGUAGGUACAGUUGUGAAACGUAAGAAAGGGAAAUUUAUGGCUGAUUUGGCACGACCUGGUGAUGAAAUUCUUGUUGCUAGGGGUGGACAAGGAGGGAUUAGCUUGUUGGAGAUCCCUGAACAUAAAAGGAAAAGAUUAACGACAUUACCUACAAAUGUGAUGAGAGAUGAAAGUGAUAAGGUAUGACUGUUUUUUCCAAUGAGAUAACUAAAGUUUCUGACUUUUCAAUUUCCAUGACGUGGUUUCCCUUUUU
Molecule: messenger RNA, 995 nt
Organism: Dendrobium catenatum
Lineage: Eukaryota; Viridiplantae; Streptophyta; Magnoliopsida; Asparagales; Orchidaceae
Product: probable GTP-binding protein OBGC2
Exons: 4
Coding region: 134-928 (264 amino acids)
Cellular component (GO): mitochondrion
Molecular function (GO): GTP binding; GTPase activity
Source: RefSeq, a predicted model, not a curated record